CAUCCGGCCUACAGGAGACCCUGUGUGGAUGUUUUUAUUGUACUCCGUGGACUGAAAGUCAAAGUUCAGACAAUCUUUUUUUACAGUUUAUAUUUUGUCAUCGUGAACACGGGAAGUGAAGAAUCUCGUCGCAUGUUUUUGACAUGCGAAAAUUGAAGGCACUCUUCUGUUGGAGCUGGCUUCAAGUCAGACGUUACAGCCCCUAAAAUUAAUCUUACGUGAUGUCAAGAGAAUAAGCAUUUACUUUGCACUACUAUUAGAAGUUGUUGUUAACAGAAUGUCAGGAAGUCACUCAAGCUCUGAUGACAGCAGCGAUUCCAGGAAAAGACCCCGGGAGAAAGAUAUGGACCCAGAUACCAGUCCGAAACGUCCAAACUGUGGUAAGUUUUUCAAACUUGUUUUCUGUAUGGCAAUUCAUGUUUAUGAUCGGUAAAAACUAUGUUUCAUAUUAAAGAGGAUAACGUCCAGCUGAAAAUCUUGGUUCCAUCAAUUGCUGCUGGAGCAGUCAUUGGGAAGUCUGGCGAGGCCAUCGGCCGGAUUCAAAAGGAUACUAAUACAAAGGUCAAGAUAUCAAAACAAGAUGAAUUUUAUCCUGGUCAUUCACCAUACAAGUAUGUAUAUGUAUGUAUGUGUGUAUGUAUAUUUAUAAAAUGUGUAUAGACAUUAUUAAAUAAAUUGUCUGAUUGUGCAUGUGUUCAUUCUCAUUUCACUGUCUCAUAUCACAUGUCUAAUCUAAGUUACUCAGUAAUAUCAUUUUACUCCUGUAUGUGUCUACAUUUAAACAUUGUACAUGCACACACAUACUAUACAGACAUAUAUAUAUAUAUAUAUAUAUCUUCUUUCAUAUGUCUGUAUACAUCCAAUGAUUUCUACCAAUCAUUGUAUCAUUUUAUCCAAUCGUUUUAUUCAUUAUCUUUCCUACUUAAUUUUAUUAUUAUUAUUUAUUACUUUAUAGUCCGAUAUCAGUAGUCAACGUAUAUCACAUAUUUUUUUCUUCUUUACUUCAUUCAACAUCAAUAUCGUCUACUUAUUAUUUUAAUUAUAAUGAAAAACAAUUCUGUAUUCUAGUAGUUAAAGCUAGACCAUUAUGGAAAACCUGGAAGCACUGUAUUCUCAGUAAAAAAAGUUGUUAAUAUGUUAUAUAUAUAUAAUUAAUUUAUCUUAUCUUAAAGCAUUUAGUCCCUUUGAUAAAUUUCAAUAGUGUAAUAAGAAGAUGAAGACUAUCAGACCUAUGUGAUGAUAUAUUAGCGCAAUACAUUUCGAACAAUCUGAUCACACAUAAUACACUUGUUUAGAACAUUUAUAGAUAAAAAUAGAAGGUCAACUAGACUGGAAAUGGUGUAAGAGGAGACAAGGAUGAUGAUGAUAAUAAUAAGAGUAAUAACUAAUAAUAAGCCAAUAUUACCCAGGGUAGGUUUAAGGUGAGAACAAACUAUUUUUGAAUACACAAAGGGGGUUUUAAUUUUCGUAUGGACAAGGCUUCAACAAACCUUAGUAUACACCUUUUUACACUUUUAUGCAACAUUACAAAAGCUGAGUUAAGAUCAAUCUUAUAGCCUAUUUCGAUUAUAUGUUUAGCAAUAGAGGAUGAUGGAUUUGUUUCUGCAACUAUUUUGGCACAUGGUCACACACCUUAAUUUUGGGAUAACGAUUGCUCCUCCCUGUGUGUGUGUGUGACACUUAAACUGGUAAGCACAGUGGGAUGUGACACAGUCGUUUUCAUGUCAUUUAGGUUUUGGAUGAAGUAUGCACCUUGUUCUUUCAAAUUGUGUUCACAUUAUUAUUACUCUUAUUAUUAUCCUUGUCUCCUCUUACCCCAUUUCCAGUCUAGUUGACUUUUUAUUUUUAUAGAUAAAUGUUCUGAACAAGUGUAUUAUGUGUGAUCAGAUUGUUCGAAAUGUAUUGCGUUAAUAUAUCAUUACAUAGUUCUGAUAAUCUUAUUUUGUUUUAAUAAAACAAUAUUUCAUGUUUUAUUUUAAUCUUUUAAGUCUACUUUUGAUUAUUAGACUUUUGUAUUGACAUAAACCAAGUGCAUAGUUCAGUUUUCUUUUCAAGUGUCUUACUAUAGUAAGCUCACUGAACUUAUCAUUAUUAUUUUAAUAUUAACCAUCUCUGAUAGAUAUUUGAUACUUUUGAGUCUAUGCUAUUUUGUUAUGAAUCGAAAUUUUAUAAUUCGAUCUAAUUAGUUGGAUAAGGUAAUUUAGGAAUAAUGCAAUAAGUUUAAUAUAUAAAUUUGUUCAUUGUAGCUCAUUUACUUAUCUAAAUAAAAAUUAAUAUAUAGGGGAUUCAUAAUAAGAAAGUGAUUACGAAUAGUUUUAAAAGUUAUUCUCAAACUCCUUACUAUUUCAGUACAUUGUGUAUGUGUAUGGGUGUAUGUAUAUGUCAUAGAUUUUUGUUGUUGCUAUGACACUGAUACCAGUAAUUCAGAUGAUCUUCAGAUGAUAUUUAGUGGAUUCACUUUCUUCUUACACAAUGAAUUUCAUACUCUUCAUAUAACCAUCUAAUAAGUUUUUAUGUAAAUUGUACAUAUACAGAUUGCUGUAAUUACAUUUCUCUUGGAAUAGAUCAUCCACAGAAACUGAAUAUUUAUAAAUAGGGAUAUUUUAUAAAAUGCAUCAACUAACCUGUACUCUUAAUUUCUAUCAUAUUCUGUGUGUUCAAUUACUGUUUAUUCACAUUUUUCAUUAUAAUAACGUUUCAGCCUUUGUCAUAAUUGGCUCGAGUAUUUAGUAGCAAUGACUGAUAAGUACUCUGUUUUCUUUUUUGUCACUAAUGUAUAUCUGUACUACACUAUUCAGGUUUUAUCCUACGCUACGUCUUUUAAACUGUCACUGAUUUCAGUAUGUGUUUCUUUUUCACUUGAAAUUUAUUAGACUCAUAAUCAAUAAACUUACUUAAAAAUCUUGAAAUCUGGGAUUACGAUUAUUUUGAUGGAGAUUUGUUCUCUGAGCUCAGAGAACAAAAUUCUAUCAAAAUCAUCCACCUGAGCUACAAAUCUUCUCCACCAUCUCAUUACGAUUAUUAUCCUAUUAAUACUUCGGGAUUAAAAGAGAUUUCGCCUUGUCCAUCAAGCGACGAGUAUUAUCAAUUGUUUCAUGCCUUUCAUAGUUGUAAAAUAUAUGAAUCUCAUCAUUCGUAGUCAUAUAAAAGUUUCAGAAAACCCAGUUAUCAUUACUUUUGAAUCACUUUUUACAGAUAGUGAGAUUAUUUCAUCAGAAGUAAUGAGAUUAUAUCUCAAAAUAUAGACAUAAUUUAAACAUAUUAAUUAGAUAACUAAUCAGUUUAUUAUUUGCUGGGCUUUCCAUAUAGUCUACAUUAUUACAUGAAGGUAUAAUAUUUGAAUUAUGGAAUACCUAUUUGUCAUCCUUUUACGUACAAGGAAUUAUUAUUCAUUGAGCUGGGGUUAUACCGACAUUAAGAAUUUCUUUACUGAAACGUGUUUACUUACGCUGUUUACCCUUACUUGUUAGAUUUCUGAGAGUAGGUGAAAAGAAGCUGUAGACAGACUGGCAUGAGAUCAGUUUAUGAAAGCAUUGACUACUAGCUCGAACCAUAUCACUAGGUUCAGACUUUCUGCUUGGGGGAUACGCAAUACAUGUAGUCUAUUUGGAGACGUUGAGUGAUAUAAUACACAAAAUUAUUCACAGUGAUGCAGUUGGAUUUUUUCUCUAUCUUUUGCUAAAUCUGGUGAUAAUUGUUGUUCAUCCUUCAAUCUCAUGUGUCCUUUUUGAGUUGUAUUUUCUAUGUUUACCUUCCCGUUACUGUUAAGACCAAGUCUUCUUGUGCGCUUUUCAUCUUAUUAAUUUAAUACUUACAUAUGCUGAUGUGAGGUAUGCUAACUUGGACCGAUAUAAAUUCGUAUCAAGUCCUAUAUCGUUAAACCGGUUGGCUAUUUAUUAGAAUAUUCGCAUUUUGAAUAUGUUAUCAUGACCUGUAUUUUCUCAAAUAGUAAUUAUGUUAACAAGUUAAAAUGUUUUCCACUUGACAUGUUACCAACUAGCGCAUUCUAUUUAACCAUUAUUCACUAAAGUUAAUUCUUAGCGGUUUAUCUACUAGAUUCUCAACGGAAUCCAUUCUGACAUCAUCUCACUGUCCUAAUGAGGUGUGACAAUUUAGUGUGAUGUACCAGGUUCUAUGUUGUAUAUGACUGACUAACUAUCUCGAGCACCCAAACCAACAUAGUAACAAUGAACUUAGACACAUUAGGUAAUAGCGUUGUUAUUAAAGCAUAUUUUUUAGUUUCGUUUUCUCUAAGAUAAAUAGUUUUAUUAUGAAUCUUUCAUAAUCCUUUCUUCAUAAUAUCAUCGUCUGAUUUUACUAAAAAUGCAAAAGCAAAACUUUGCAGCCAUUAUCUCAUAUGGCUGAUAAAGAAUGCGACACUACUGGAUAAAAAAUGCUAAUGAUCUUUAUUCUUGUUAUGUCUACGUUGCCAAUUACUUAUAAAUAAUCUUAUUUAGACCAUCCCUGUGCGUGGUAUCGUGAGCACGCACUACUGAUGAGUUCCAUACUAGAACGAAAGAGUUGUCCAGUGCUUCAUGAGUUUUAAUGGUGGUUUAGCUAUGAUUAGUUUUUGACUUAAAAUAUGAAAAUUUUCCAAUCUACCUAAGACCUUAUACUAACAAAUCAUUUUAUUUAAAAUCAAAUGACCUAAUCUAUGACUCACUUCGUUACAUCAUUCGUUCCUCAAUCAUUAGGUAACAAACUAUCAUUCCAGUUCGUAUAUAAUGACUUCGAUAACUAUGGUAGUCUUGUUAGUAUUUGUGUAAUAGAUGUGGGUUUCAUAAUCUAGUUUCCUUGAUCAAAUGAAAUUUAAAGGACAAUUCAUAUUUAAAAUUUUUACAUGUUAACAGAUAUACAAGUAAGUUGCGUAAUAUUUAUCAUAGUUUUAAUGUAAUGUAUUUACCAAUUAUAGGUUUAUCUACUCAAAUUUGUCUCACAUACACACGUUUGUUCGAGGUUAUCUAUUUCAGUAAAUAUCGUCAUUUCAUUUUAUUUGUGUUUGGGCUGUGAUACUGUCCGGUUGCCCAAACAGAGGUUAUCCGAUGUCACUACUUUAACUACCCGGUUUCCCUUACUGAAGUUAGUAGAAAAGAAGUAGAAUUUUAGAGACUGUCACUUAUUAUUAUAAGCUAAGUGGUUUGAUUAUUUGGUCAACACUACUCUACUUUGUGGGUUGUUAAUAUUAACUGGUACACUUAAAUUCAGUGUUUGAUAUUUAUGAUUAGUUGAUAAAAAUUCUUGUGUCAUUCGUCAUCAUGGAGUGUAUAAUAAUACCGUCCCAUUCAAUGAUAUUAACUGUAGGAGGUUUCAUUACGGAAAAUCUAUCAGAGGUCUUGAUUAGAACACCUAGCAUGUUAGAUCCUUUAAUGAUAUUCCCAUAACUUUCGGAUUGCCUUUUUUCCUAAGGGCGAUGGCACAGUGGAUAAUGCUAUUUUUGUGUGCUAGGUUCGGAGUCGAUUGUAUGCUCAAUGUAUGCACUACUUAUUAUUGUUCCAAUCCAAAGUUUGAACCUCACUUCAUUCAUUUCAAUUUGGACAGUAGGGUAAUACUAUUGUCUCACACAUAUUGUCUUGUGACUCAAUGCCGUGUACAUAAACCUGUACUUAAUAUGUGUCACAUAGUCAUGGUAUUUCAAAUAUCCUUUAGUGAAUAAUAUCUUCGCAAAUAAAAUUUGAACUCAUAAUCUUUCAUGCGUUUUACAAUUUUGUUAUUAUAAAUAUCAUUAGUCUUUUCUCGAUUUAAUAUGUUUUACACGUUUAUUUAAAUCUUGAAUGAGUAAAAGUCAUUCAAAUUUAUCUUUACUUUAAAAAUGAUCUCAACUGAGAAAUAGAUUUUCAUGAAUACAUUCAACCAGUGGUAUAUGAUUUUAUUUGGUUAUCUUGAUUUCUGUCGUUUAAUUUGAUUGACCGACUUGUUAAGUAAUGACAAAGUUUAGGGUUAAGAUUUUUAUCGUUGAACGUGUAGCACAUCUGCUUUUCAAUGUUUAAUAUGUAUUCAAUAUCUAGCAUUUUUCUGUUCAUUUAGUAAGUGAAUGCUGCACAUGAAAUCAUAAUUUUCACUGAUGAUUUCAUCUUAAGCUGUUAUCUUCAUUGGAUUCGCUGUUUUUCAUUUGAAAAUUUGAGAUGUGCUACAGUGUCAUGUUUAUAGAAGGUAUAUGUAGAUUACUUUAGAUUAUUGAAAUGAAAUCACUGGUGAAAAACUACAUUCUUAUAAGCAGUACUGACCCAUUGAAUGAAUGGGGAAAAUACUACAGAACAUUAGAUAUUGCAUUUUUAUUAAACAGUGAAAAAGUAUGAUUAUCCUCACACCAAUGUAAUCCUGAAAAGUCAGUGUUUAAUUGUUUAUUAUAAAUUAUAACCUUCUAGAUAUCAGUGUAUAUAUUUUGAUAUAAAAAAGGCGACACCAAGGUCUAAAAUAUAGUUUACAUCUAAUGAAUAAUAAUAGGCACUAAUAACCUAUAUUAUUUACCUAAAAUCAUCUUUAUCAGUAAUGAAACAAUCAGUUUAUGAUCACCUAAGUCUUACAUCAUUCUCCCCAUUCUUAGUUUCAUUUUAUCAUUUAUCACCCGUUAUUCUCAAGUGUGUAUACAGAGUUCAUUGUGGUCACUGUUAUUGCGUCAUUUCGAUCAUUAUCUACAUCGUAAACACCAUUCAUCAUUAUAUCAUUAUUAUUUAUUCUUGUCUAAAGUUUUUGUGUCUAUCACCUACCAUGAAACAUUCAAUUAUUAGUAGUAUACAUAUAUAUAUAUAUAUAUAUAUAUAUUUCCUUUAUUUAAUGUUCAUUAUUUACUUAUGCCUCUGUUAUCAUCAUCGUCAUCAUCAUCUUCAUUCUCAUCAACAAAAAGGACUAUCAGAAUUUUGCUUCUUUUAUUUUUAUCAUCCUUCCCAUUUGUUUGAUUGUCUGUUUGAUGAUGUUUGAUUAUGAUCGGGAUAUGAAUGUUGAUAUCUAAUUGAACGUGGUGGCUGGCUCGCGUACUAAUUAUUGUUUGAUUUGUUCAUUGUGUGUCUGUUCUUGUUGUGUAUUAUCGCUUGCAUGUUUGUAUGUACUGAUUUGUAUUUAAAUUGUUGAAUGUAUUUGUGUGUGUAUGUGUUUGUUCAUGAAUGAAUGCUUGUACAUAUGUCCAUGGUCCACUACUCUCAGGUACAACAGAACGUGUUUGUCUAAUUAUUGGAUCGUUCGAUGGUGUCAUUACUGUACAGAAUUAUAUAAUGGAUCGAAUCAUGGAAAAACCUGAUCCUAAUCCAAAUACAACUGGAGAAGGCAGACUGAAUGUUGAACGUCAUAAGCAGGUGAAAAUUCUUGUACCGAAUAGUACAGCUGGUAUGGUUAUAGGGAAAGGUGGAUCAUAUAUUCAAGAGAUCAAAGAGAAAACUGGUGCAUAUGUGCAAAUUUCACAAAAAUCUCGUGAAUUCAAUCUCUUAGAACGAUGCAUUGUUGUUGCCGGUGAAUUAGAUCAAGCACGCGCUGCUGUUCAUUUAAUUUUAAAUGUUAUUGCUACAGAUCCACAAUCAGCUAGUUGUCCAAAUCUUUCAUAUCAUGAUAUUCAAGGACCAGUAGCUAGUGUUUAUCCAACUGGUUCACCAUAUGCAACACCGAUUAUUCCUUAUUUAACAGGUUCGACUAUUUUAUCUAAUCCAUCAAUUGAUACAAAUUCUGCUUCUGCUACAGCAGCAGCGGCCGCUGCCGCUGCAGCGGCAACUAUGAUGGCAGCAGCUGUAGCAUUUACACCUGGUCCAUCAUCACAACCAACCACAUCAUCAUUUAUUUCUUCACCAGGUGGUAGUACUACAUUUGGAUUUUUUCCACCGAAUUUUCAAUCAACACCAGAUAUUGCAACAAUUGCAGCGUUAACAUCAAAUCCUACAGCUACUGGUGGAUCAAUCGUUUUGCCGUCUAUACUGCCUAACACUGGUAAUGAUAGAACUCUAUGUAGUAAUUUGUCAGGAGAUUUAUUUUCACAAACUGUUGGUGUGGGUGGUAGUAGUUCACCAUGGUCAAAUAUUUCAGGACGAACUGGAUUCGAUGUAAUAGUGCCUGAUCUUAAUGCUGCUUCUGCAUUAACAACAGUAUCAGUUGCACAAGAACCUUUAACUGGAUCUUUUAUAUCACCUAAACCACAAGAUUCUCAGUCAAGCCGUUCUGCAUUAUCGCCUCCAGUAUACUUUCCUUCAUCUUCAUUUAUUCCAGCGCCACUUCGAAUGUCUGCUACAGCUUUAUUUGGUUAUCCAACAAUUGGUUAUGGAAAUCCUCCACCUGUACAACAUAGUCAUUUAACACCAACUCGAGGUAUACAACCAAUACCUUUAACUGAAACUAGUUCAUCAUCAAUUUGCAGCAAUUCAUCAAAUUUACCAUCAUUAUUUACAUCACCAACUGGAUUAACUGCUAAUAUUGCUACAUUAGCUGCUCUUUCCGCUGCGAUUACAGUAUCUGGUGUACCAACUGUAACAAAUACAAUUACAACAAAUGUAACAAUUAAUUGUACAAAAUCUUUACCAAUUCUUUCAAAUCCUAAUCCACUUGGAACUGGUUCAAGUGGUGCUUUAUUUAAUUUAUUACCUUGUUCUCAGUUAUCAUCAUUUAAUGUUACACCAAUUGUACCACAUGUAGUUGUAUCGAAUGAUUCAAUUACAAUGUCAAUACCUAAUUUAUCAUCAAAUCCAUUUUUAUUAUCACUUACAGAAAGUGAUAUAAAUCAACGUAAUAUACAACAACAAUCAUCUUUAGCUCCAAGUAUAAAUUCAUCGGCACAAGUUACCGCUUUACCAUCUUCAUCAACAUUAAUUGGAUUUCAUGGAUUACAAUAUAAUUCAGGAUCAAAUAUCAUUACACCUAUGGGAAAUUAUGUUGCAUACAGACGUGUUAUAUCUGUUCCAGAAAGUGUGAUCAAUAUAAUCCUUGGUCAUCAAGGUCGAUCUAUUAUGGAUUUACAAUUAUUUACUGGUACUGCCAUACAAAUAUCUCAGAAAAGCACUUAUUUAUCUGGUACACAAUAUCGUACUGUCACAAUAAUUGGACCACAAGUCAAUGUACAAUCAGCAGCUGAUGUAAUUGAGCAUAUAGCAAUUAUUGAGCAUAUGAAACGAGAAUCUGGUUCAUAUCAACAACAUUCAUUGUCGUUAUCACUUCCUGGUAAUGGUAGUAGUACUAGCACUGUUGGGCGUCCAUGUAAUGUUAGUGGUGGUCAACUAAAUUCGGAUUAUUUUAUACACUCUGGAAUAUCACAUCCAUUCACAUCAUCGACAUCAUUUUCAUCAUCUUGCAUUAAAGGAAAUUAUCCAGAAUGUCAGUCAACAUGUUCAGCAUCGAAUACUGGUAUAUCAUGUCCGAUAAGUAUGAUUAGCUCACUUCCUUUGACUACUUGUAUAACUACUGUUAAUACUGCCAAUAGUACUAGUGGUAGUAAUAUUAUUAUUACUGGUUUGUCUUUUCCGUCAUCGUCUUGUGAUACUGCUGCUUCUGCUUCAAGAAGAUCUGGAGGAGGGAGUGCUGGUGUUAGUGGUUUUGGCGAUUCACUGUCUUUUCAAAGUUCAAUCGACUCAGUAUCUAUGUCUGUAACUAAACGUGAUGAAACAAAGUAGUUUAUUAAUAAUAAUACUAUCGAAUCAUUAGAAUUUAACAAAAUAGUUCUAUCACGAUUAACACUACUUAUAAUCGUAGUAGUAGUAAUUACUGUUGUAGAGUAUUAGAAGUAGUUUUUUUUUAAAGAAUAACAGUUAACACCGGUGGAAUGUUAAUAACAUAAAGCUAGACGAUCCGAAUUGAAUUGAUAAACUAAAUCACACACACACACACAAUUUAUAUGGUUUCAGCUUUACACUCUAUUCGUCUUUCAAUGAACACAAAAAGAAAACCAUUUGAUUUUAUUUGUUUAUCUAUUUAUUUAUGUAGUAAACUUAUUUUUCUGUUUUACUUUUUUCUUGUGUGUGCAUAUAUAUAUGUGUAUUAUGUAAUUUUAUUGAUUUUAACUUCUAUAUAAUUUGGUGUCACUUUGAUUAUUUAAUGCCUUCGGUUCCUUCACUCCGCCCCCCUUCGUCCAUAGUCUCUCUCUCUCUCUCUCUCUAUAUAUAUAUAUAUAUAUAUAUAUAUAUAUAUAUAUAUAUAUAUAUAUACUCGUAUAUGUGCAUAACCGAACGUUUUUUUGUAUCCCAUUUGUCUUGGGUGUUUCAGAGGUUACAUUGAUUAUUGCAUAAUUUUUUCCUUGAGGUUAAUAAUUCUCUUAGCGCCAUUUUAUAUACCUAUGACUUUUACGGCCCUUCCAAUUAAGAUUAUUUAUUACUAUCGUUAUUAUUUAUUAUUUUUGGUUUUACAUGAGUAAAACUAUUAUCUAUUAUAUAUCGUUGAAUAUCGAUUUUUUUUGUUUUGUUUUACUCAUUCUCAUUUUAUUUAUUUUUUUUGUCAUUGACGGGCCGUUUGUUUUUUUUUUUUAAAAUUAUUUUGCGGAUGGGAAAUUGUUUUUCUUUUUAACUGGAUUAUUCUAUAUUUAUUUAUCAUUAAAAGAUUUACCUUAUCCUUAUUUGAAGUUCCAUGGUCUUUAUGAAUCCAAUUCUUAUUAUUAUUCGGUCAUAGAUAUCUGUGUUUGAUGAUAUAGUCGUUAUGAUAUUUCUAAAACUAUUGUCAAUGUCAUUUAGUGAACAUUAAAUGGUUUUUUUUUAAACUUAACCACCAUAAUACUACUGAACAAUUGCUUUUCUUUCACAUUCUUUUUUACAUCUAUUAACCUUAGUUUUAUGUUUUGUUUUCGAAAUAAAUCAAUGUAGUUUUAAGAUAACAAUAACGUAAUGUUCAUUCGUUUCCCUUGAUAUGAAUGCUAAUUAUAUGUUUACAAAAAAAAUGAGAUAACUGUCAAUGUUUGACUGUUAUUCCUUAAUUGGUUUUCUUUUCUCAUUGUGUUCAUGCUACUAUGCAUAAAUUUGGAAUACAGAAUUGUUUAUAUAUAGUUUAUUAAUAGUGACAUUGUAUAUCAAUAAUCUCUUUAUUGGACAACUAUAUUCAAUAUAUAUCGUUACCAAAUGAUGUAAUCUGUUUAUUUAAUGUUUAAUAUGUAGAUAGAUAAAUUAUCUGUCUUUUGUUGAGAUUAUUAUUCUUGGUUUCAUAUUGUCAAUUUCAUCAUAUAAAAUUAUCCGGUGUAUUUUCUUUUCCUCUUUGUUAUUUAGAUUUGUUAUCUUUCCUCUUUUUUUUCAGUGCUAUUUGUGAUUUAAUCUUUAUGUAUAAGUCUAUUUGUAUAGUGAUUUGUUUAUAUACGAGCAUUGUCUGAAAGAUCUUUAUGUAUUAUGUAAGUGUACAUGUGUAUUUAUGUUCACAUGGUAGUAUAUUUACUGCUGUCCAGUUGCUCGUUGUUUUUUUUUUAGAUCAAUAAAUUUCAUGAGUGGCCACCCAUCAAUGAUAGUUUCAUUUAAUUGUUCUUAAUUGUAUACAUGUACUGUGUUAUGUAAAUGGAACAUUUGUAUUCAGUGUAAUUUCUUUCUUACAUCUGUGGUAAGCACAAGUCUAUAGCUUCGAGAAUAAAAUCAUUGUAUUUUUUUACUGAAUGUACGUUUACUACUGUUUAUUUAGAAAGUAGUAUAACUUGCUUUGCGAAAGUAUUCUGUUUUUUUUGUUCGUCUAUUUAGUUCUCGUUGGUUUCGUGUUAUCUUAAUUUAGAAAGAAAAUGAAUAUUCUUUUUGAUUAGCACAAGUCUUAUACAAAAAUCACGUCUCAUAAACUAUCUAUUGAUGGGAAGUAAUACUGACUAUAUUUUUUGUCCCGGUUCUUUUGCAUUGUUAUUCUUUAUAUCAAUAUUUAUGAUACUCCAUAAUCUGCUGUGAAUUUAUAAGUUUCUUUGUUUGUUUGUCUGUUUUUUUAUUGUAAAAUAGAUGUCUACCUACUUUUAAUUCUAUUUCGAUCAUGAACUUUAUGGAAUAAUUCCCCAUCACUCAUAGAUUACAGAAUUUUUCUCUUCGAUUCCUUUUUUUGCUGCAAACUAUCUAAGAAACUUCCAUUUCUUCUUUGUUUCUCUUAGACAUUUUUUCUUAAUUUAAAACUAUUCUAAUGAUAUUACAAUAUAAUGAAAGAAUGUUCCUUAUCCUCAUUACUCUGUUCAGUUGUUUUUUUUUUGGAAUUUGAUUUUAUAUAAAUGAUUUGUAGGAAAUGAACGGUUUACUGAAAUGUUUUCUUUUUUGUUGUCAAUUCGAGUUCAUUAAUUCAUCUUGAUGUGAAUAGAUAUUUCUUUAUUGUGUAGUUGUAUUAAUGAUCAAUUGUUGUCAUUAUUAUUAUUAUUAUUGUCUUAUACAAAAUACAGAUUAAUGUUCUCGUUUGAUAAACAUUUUGUUGAUAUGGUGAUUAUUACUGAUUGUGAAUUAUAGUCAAUAAUUGUCAAUGAUAUUCAAUGUCAGAGAUGCUAAUGUUUCUUUUUUAUUUCUUCCAUAUAUAUAUAUGGUACUUUAUUAUCAGAUUCAUAUCCAAAAUAAAUAGAGAAAAAAAAUGUAUGUUCACUUUACAAUUAUGUAUUGUCUAUCAUGAAGAAAGUGUUUUAAAAGAAAAUAGAUUGUUAUAAUA
This is a messenger RNA of Schistosoma haematobium, 12537 nucleotides long. Its product is annotated as RNA-binding protein Nova-1. NCBI's taxonomy places the organism in Eukaryota, Metazoa, Platyhelminthes, Trematoda, Strigeidida, Schistosomatidae. Bases 7101 to 9581 code for a protein of 826 amino acids. Gene Ontology annotation, molecular function: mRNA binding. The record is from RefSeq and is a predicted model, not a curated record. The transcript has 6 exons. Gene Ontology annotation, biological process: regulation of alternative mRNA splicing, via spliceosome; mRNA splicing, via spliceosome. Gene Ontology annotation, cellular component: nucleus; cytoplasm.